UGUAUGCCGACGAAUUUAUUGGACGACGCAUGGAAAUGUACUAUAUUGAUACAAAAGGAGAAAGAAGUCGAUAAGGAAAUGUAAGGUGUAUUCCGCUCUCCUAAAUUGAACAUCAUACUCUCUCAUACGACGCCGUUUCGGGCUCCAUUCCCGUCGGUGGUCACGCCGCCACCGUGCCGCCGGUGUUGGGCAUCUUCGACGAGGCAAGCUUUAUCUUUUGUAUUCAAACUGUACCUCACUUGUCCUUAUGUUCAUUCUCGAUUGUACUCUUCUUUUUUCAUUCAAAUUGAAACCUAGUUUUAGUGGAUUUUGGAGUUGCAAGUUAGCUGUUGAACCUGUAGAGCCCUUAGACACCUUUAGUUUUGGUAUCUUCGAAUUCGAAUACUAGAAAAGUACUGAAACGUGACAAUAUUUAUUCGAUUGUAAUUAGUCAAGUAAGGGGCAGUAUUACAUAAUCAAUGUUUCAGAUCUUAAAAUUAUUCAAAAUAUGCCAUUAAAUCAUUAAAGCAUUAAAAGCAAUUUGUCAAUUAAGUAAAGUUGGGACCUUUUCCAUCUUACAAUUUUUAACAAUUGUUAUUUGAUUAUAGUUACCUUGACAUGAGUUUACUUUUCUGUGUUAUUCUGAUUAUUUCAGCAAAUUUCCCAAGUAUUAGUACUGCUUUAAAACUGUGUUGAAGAAGUGUUGAAGAAGAGUCAGAUAUGGCGUAUGCUGCUCUUCUUUCUGCUUUGCAAGCGCUGAAGAAGGCAACACAGCAAGAUUUCAUUUCCAAUCUCUUCUCAAUCAAACACCAAAUCACAAUUCUUGAUGAAAAGUUCUGUUUCUUGCGAGAUUUCCUCGAAAACGAUCCACCACCAGCAAGUCGAGACCUCACUCAUAUUCUCGAAGGACGAAUCAGAGAAGCUGCUUAUCGAGCUGAAGACAUCAUAGAUUUCCAUAUUCAGAACCAGAUUGUCCCUGUGCCUGUCCCUCUCACUGUCUCUGUCCCUAUCCCUGUCACUGUCAAGACAAGUUAUUGGCGAACUCUCUCUGCUUUCUGGAGGUUCUUGUCGUUAUCAGACAAGCAAAGGAGAAUUAAGGAUUUUCGAGCUGACAACUGUGUGAAGUUAUGUCAUGUUCGGGCUGACAGCUGUGUGAAGUUAUAUCAGGAGUUUCAGAAAGUGGUGGAUGAAGUUGAGUCCAUUUUGCAACAAGUGGAACUGAUCAAGGAGAGUCGAGAAUUUGAAUCUUUGCAUAUGAAUGAUCACCACCCUACUGGUGAUGCUGAUGAUGUUGGUUGCUCAAGAAUCACACCAAUGGCUAUGGUUGGAUUCGAUGAUGAAAUGGUGGAAAUCAAGAAUCAGUUAUGCGGAGGUUCAUCCAGUCUCAAGAUCGUUUCAUUUGUAGGAAUGGCCGGGAUUGGUAAGACGACUUUAGCCACUAAUCUUUUCCACGAUCCGCUAAUUGAGUAUCACUUCCAUGUCCGUUCUUGGACAACCUUAUCACAAGAUCAUCAAAGGCCAAACAUCCUCCGCAGCCUUCUUCGUUCGAUGACUGAGAAUCUAGGCCUGGGGUUGGAAGAAGUAGAUGAGCUUGUGUACAAGAGUUUGAAGGGGAGAAGGUAUCUCAUUGUGUUGGAUGAUAUGUGGAGUAUUGAGGCGUGGGAUGACGUGAAGAUGCUGUUUCCAGAUGAUCACAAUGGAAGCCGGGUCAUCAUAACCACGAGACUAGCUGAUGUGGCAGCUUACACCAACUCUGGUGCCUAUUUUCACCAGAUGAAGUUCUUGAAUGACGAGCAGAGCUGGGACCUUCUCCGUGGGAAGGUCUUCGAAGAAGACUGCCCUGAUGAAUUGGAAAGUGUUGGGAAAUGGAUAGCGAGCAACUGUCGCGGGCUUCCCCUUUCGAUCAUUGUGGUUGCAGGGCUUCUCAAGAUGGACAUGAGGAAGCAUCAAUGGGAGAAUAUCGGGAGGGAUGUGAGUUUAGCUGUGACAGAAGCACGAGGCGAAGAAGAAGAAGACGAGCGUCUUCCAUGGAAGAUAUUGUCUUUGAGCUACAACCAUUUGCCUCAUCAUCUAAAGCCAUGUUUCCUCUCCAUGGCUGCUUUCCCAGAAGACUACCAAAUCCCAGUUUUCAACCUCAUAACCUUGUGGGUUGCUGAAGGCUUUCUCAAACCAUUGGAGUCCAAAAGCUUAGAACAAGCGGGCGAAGAGUACUUGGAGGAUCUUGUCAACAGAAGUCUAGUUCUGGUGACGAUGGAAGGGUCUAACCGGAAGCCAAGAUUAUGCAGCAUACAUGAUCUGUUGAGAGAUCUAUGUGUCAAGAAAGCUCAAGAAGAAAAAUUCCUUCACCCCAUGAUUAGAAUUCAAGAAAGCAUGAAGCACAAGCGCCGCCUUUGGUUCUCCAAAUCUGUGGAAUGCCUCCAUUUCAAGAGUGCGAUCGCCACAAACCCCCCGGCCCGUUCUGUCUUCUGCUGCUCUUACAAAGGUGAGGUGCUCAAUGGCUUUAACCAGCUCAAGAUACUUCACAUUCUUGAAGUGAACUUCGAGUCCUUUCCUUGUGAGAUACUUCAACUCCGUCGUCUCAAGUUUAUAGCUUUCUCGAGUGGAUUCAUUCGCUAUUGCACACUUCCUCCAUCACUGCCUAAACUUGAGCAUCUGCAGAGCUUGAUUGUGAGUUCAUCAGUUAAGUUUAGUCCACAUGAGUAUAGGGCAGUUGCACCUUUGCCAAUUUGGGACAUGCCACAGCUCAGACAUCUUGUGUUUCUUAACAUAACCUUGUCUCCUGCUUAUGGUGUCUUAGAAAACCUACAAACACUAUCAAGAGUGAGAAACUUCAUCUUCAGUAGAGAGGCCAUUGAGAGGCUUCCAAAUUUGAAGAGACUGAAAGCUAUCUACACUGGUCAUGACCCUUCGUUAUAUGAGCUUGGUAAUCUCAUCCAUCUGGAUAAACUCGAGACGUUGAAUCUGUUCUUCGCCCCAUCUUCGCGAAUGGAACGUGUUGAGGGUGUUAGGUUCGGUGUGCCCCUAGGGAUCAAGAAGCUGACUCUUGGGGGGUGUGGGAUUUCUUGGGAAGAAAUGAGGGGUAUGAUAGGUUCUUUGGUGAAUCUUGAAGUGCUCAAACUGGAGUAUUUGAGUGUUGUGGGUGAGGAGUGGGUGGCUGUGGAGGGGGACUUCCCUAUGCUGAAAUUCUUGCUCAUGGAGAGGCUUGAUCUCAGGUGUUGGAUGGCUGAGGGUGUAGAUUUCCCGAGCCUCCAGCGCCUGAUCAUCAGGCAUUGCUCGAGGCUCGAGGGUAUCCCUUGUGGUGUUGGAGAAAUACCAACGCUUGAAGUGAUCGAGGUGGAUCAUUGCACGCCCAUGGCCGCGGAUUCGGCGAGGGAGAUACUCGAGGAGCAAGUGAGUAUGGGAAAUGAUGCCCUCCAUGUUCGUGUUAGCCCUCAUUAGUGUUAUAUCAAGGGGUCGCAUACGUUGCAAAUGGUAAAGUUAGGGACCAUUUUUGUAGUUCCCUUUUCCAAAAAUAUGAUUCUGAAAUCAAAUUAAAUUUAAAAAUAAUAAAUUGUUAAUGUGGUUGAAUUGAAAUA
This is a messenger RNA of Salvia splendens (bonfire salvia), 3554 nucleotides long. RefSeq names its product putative late blight resistance protein homolog R1B-16. The record is from RefSeq and is a predicted model, not a curated record. Gene Ontology annotation, biological process: defense response to other organism. Gene Ontology annotation, molecular function: ADP binding. The transcript is spliced from 2 exons. Lineage: Eukaryota; Viridiplantae; Streptophyta; Magnoliopsida; Lamiales; Lamiaceae. Bases 700 to 3417 code for a protein of 905 amino acids.